Messenger RNA from Prorocentrum cordatum, 552 nucleotides. NCBI's taxonomy places the organism in Eukaryota, Dinophyceae, Prorocentrales, Prorocentraceae. The record is from the annotation of a GenBank genome assembly.
AUGCAGGCCGCGAAGACGAAGGCCGAGCUCCACGCGAAGGCCUGCGCGCGCCCGCUGCACGAAGAGCUCCCCGAGGCCUCCAAGCAGAGUGCCCCGGAGGCCAGUGCCAACUCUCGCCGCACCGCUCCGGCACUGGGCGUUGGCAGCAGCGAGGUCGUCGGCUUCAACGGCCUGCUGCCGGGCGCGCUGCACCUGCCGCCCACCUGCAGCUCACCGAGGCGGUCCGAAGCGAGCUCCGGCGGCUCCAGGUCGCAGAGGGCCUCCAGCUGCGCCGACAGCGUGGAUUCGCCCACCCACAGCAAGGCGACGAGGACGUUCGAGCUGCUGGAGGCCUGGGACAACUGCGAGAUCGAUGCCGGCCCGUCCAAGUCCACGCGGUCUUUCAACAAGGACAUCUCGAUACACACCCGGCUCCACGCCAAUGCGAUCGCGGGCAUGUACUCUUCGCAGGACGAUUCAAAUCUGUCCCCAGCGUCUCCCAGGGCCCAUCCGGGCAUGUUCUUCGAGCUGCGUCCCGGCCGUUUCGACGAGAGCUUGCAAUCACUGGCAUAG